UAUAUAUAUAUAUAUAUAUAUAUAUAUAUAUAUAUAUAUAUAUAUAUAUAUAUAUAUAUAUAUAUAUAUAUAUAUGCCAUUCCAUUUCAUUUCAAUAUAUAUAUUCUGGCAGCUCCUUAAAAGGAACUUCGUUUUUAUUAAAACAAUUUUUAAUUCUUUUUUUAGAAAGCUAAAAUUAUUAUUGGACGUUUGCUUGAUUAUUUUUUACUCCUUUUUCAUCAAUUUAUGCAUAAUUUCCUUUUCAUUUCCAUUUUUUGCAUCAAAAAAUAUUAGUGUUUACAUGAAAUUGUUAGUUGUUCCUUGCCAUUUC
This is a messenger RNA of Loa loa (African eye worm), 310 nucleotides long. RefSeq lists its product as hypothetical. NCBI's taxonomy places the organism in Eukaryota, Metazoa, Nematoda, Chromadorea, Rhabditida, Onchocercidae. The record is from RefSeq and is a predicted model, not a curated record. The transcript has a single exon. The annotation marks the transcript as partial.